UAGCUUUAUAGCGAUUAGUGCAUUAGAGUCCCGUAUUUACAACGGCGAUGAUUUAGUUCCAAUGCAACACCGGCAUUUGGUACUUCUUAAUAUAAGAUUUUGGAACCCACAUGAGUAUUCGAAAUGCACCGGCUCCAUAAUUAGCAAUAAAUGGAUAAUCACAGCCGCACACUGCGUCAACAAGGAUGGAAUCAUGUCUGUUUUCGUAAGACAAUUUAACAAAGAGAGAAACAGGAUCCUAACGCAUGUGGGGCCAUACAACUUUUAUAUACAUCCAUCAUUUAAAAACUUGAAUUUUGAUGACGCAUCUAGUGUCGAAAAUGACAUCGCUUUAUUGAAAGCUCCAAAAAGAAUUAUCUUUGAUUACAAUGUUUCUCCGAUUGAACUAGCACAAGUUUCACCGCAGAUUGGCGAUUCCGUAAUAAUGGCUGGACAUGGAAUGAACGAGAUAUCAAACAAGGAUCCGGUAUUGCCUCGACAAGGAGAGGGAAUACUUGUUCGAUGCCCUAAAGAGUUGGAUAAUAUGUUGUGUGUUUAUAACCAUACAACACCUUGGUAUGGUGACUCCGGCGGCCCACUGACGCAUAAUGGCAAAUUGGUGGGCAUUGUAUCUGGAGGUUCCGGACCUGGAUGCGAUGACGAUUAUCCAAAAUCGCUAUGUCUUCAACGUUAUUCAAAAAUAGCAUACCACUAUAAUUGGAUAUUUAAUGUAAUCGCUAAUAACUGAGUGCGUAACCAACAAAA
This is a messenger RNA of Leguminivora glycinivorella, 744 nucleotides long. Its product is annotated as chymotrypsin BI-like. The transcript has a single exon. The coding region runs from base 62 to 727 and encodes 221 amino acids. The record is from RefSeq and is a predicted model, not a curated record. Lineage: Eukaryota; Metazoa; Arthropoda; Insecta; Lepidoptera; Tortricidae. Gene Ontology annotation, molecular function: serine-type endopeptidase activity. Gene Ontology annotation, biological process: proteolysis.